AUGGCGUCUCGAACUCUCUAUCCACUACCGGCUCCUCUCUCCGAGCUGCCCAAAUACAUCGCUCAGCAUCCGGACCAGCACCUUGGCGACAUCAUUGAUCCGUAUCGCCGCUACGAGGCACAGUUGCGGACUCUUUACGCCCAGAGCCCUGAGGAUCCUCUCCUUAAGGACCCCUACCUCAAUGCGCUCCCGCUCUUUGCCGAUGGAAAUGGCGUCCCCAUUGCAACCCGGGCUAGAGACUUGGCCUCUGAAUCCGAAGAGGAGAAGGCAAAGUACAUCAUGCCUCUUCCAGAGGACAAGCGGCGGCCGCACGGCUCCCCUGCUACUGUAGGCGACAUGGCGGAAUUCCAGCACAAUUUCAACAUCUUCUCAGAACUCUCACUUUCGGACAUGAACUGGGACAACGUGGUCGCCGCUGGGUCGUCUGUCGUCAACUGUCUUCUGCCUGUGCCUGAGCCUUUCAAGCAGACAAAGCGAACCCUGCGAGAGUAUUACCAUGAGAAGUUCUGCCCAGCCUCCGAUGUUGACCUGUUCCUUUACGGCCUGAGCCAUGACCAGGCGAUUGAGAAAAUCAAGCAAAUUGAGCGCGCCAUCAAAGACGCUCUUUUGAAUGAAGUGACCGUGGUGCGAACGAAAUAUGCGAUAACCAUCGCCAGCCAAUAUCCAGUCCGCCACAUACAGAUUGUCCUGCGAGUCUACAAGAGUCUCAGUGAGAUCCUGACGGGCUUUGACAUUGAUGCCGCUGGGGGCGCGUAUGAUGGAAGACAAGUCUAUGUCACUCCUCGAGCUCUUGCUAGCUUCAUUACCCAGGUCAACCAUGUCGAUCUCACGCGACGCAGUCCCUCCUAUGAAAACCGUUUGUCCAAGUACUCACACCGCAAUUUCGAGAUUUACUGGCCUGAUCUGGACCGUUCGCGUGUUGACCCGACCAUCUUUGAGAGGAAUUUCAAGAGGACCCUUGGUCUUGCUCGCCUUCUGGUUCUGGAGCGGUUGCCCACAAGGUCAUCAAGGGAUGAGUAUUUGGACAAAAGGCGCAAGGAGCGAGGAAGACCAGCCAUCAACCGGGGAUAUAUCUUCCAAAUGGGAGGAAACAUCAAGGACGAUCAUGAAGAUGAGGUCGCCGAGUGGGAGUACGAGGAAGAAGCGAGCAGCUAUACCACCUUCACGGUACCUUACGGAAAAAGAUAUAAUGCUAAACGCAUCGAGAAGCUUUGCUAUACGCGCGACCUGCUGCUCAACGCCGAGUGGAAUCAAAAAGACGACCACCGCAAGGUUUACCUUCAUCGGCACCCCGCCUUCUUUGGUCGAGUGAAGGAUGUGGUUGAGGAUUGUUGCGGUUCAUGCCCAAAACCAACCACUGAUGAGGAGAUCGAGGUUGCGGAGAAGGAAUCCAAACGAUAUGUCUCUGGCAAGAUGGAUUUUAUCGUUGAUGAUCCCGGAAGACAGGAGAUUGGAUCAUUCAAUCCAUUAACAGAACAGGACUGGACUGAUAUGGCCUAUGUCGGAAACACAGCCCGCCUCUGUCAGUCGAUUGUUGAUGGUGAUGUCGAUGAGGUCAAAGACUGGCUGUCGCAAGAUGGAGCGGACGUUGAUCAGAGGGACCACACGGGCCGCACACCACUUCAGCUAGCUGUUGUUUCAUCCACGCCAGAGAUUGUACAGUGCCUGGUGGACAGCGGUGCCCGUAUGAUUUCUCGGCUAGCCGAUGGUAGGACCGCACUACAUCUGGCGGCUUCUCGUGGCAGUUCGGACAUUAUCAAAAUCCUCAUGGAGAAGAGUCUCCAAAAUGAACAAGCAGACGAAGAGAGGAAGGAUAAGCAAGCCACGACUGGAAAGAACGCCACGCCCAUAGCCAACGACGCUGACGAGUCUGAUAUCGAACUACUUGAUAAACCGGACAGCGAUGAUGAUGAAUCUAUGGCGACGGAAUCUUUUGUCAAGAUCCGAAAUGACGAAGAUGAACACAAAGAUUUGGAUGGGUCUGCGGAAGAUCCGGACAUCUUUAAUAUCGAUGUCCUGGCGUGGGAUGUUCCUUGCUCUCCGCUGCACCUGGCUAUUGUUGCUGGACACGAGGAUGCUGUUAAGAUGCUCUGCGACUAUAGCGCAGAUUCUAUUCUGCCAGUGAAAUUCUUUGAUCGCUACAAUAAUGAGCAGAGCACCGCGCUCCUGACAUUGACACUGGCAUUGACGCUUCCCUCAGCGAAGGCCAAGUCUAUGGCUCAGUUGCUCUGUACCCUGGGAGCAACUUCUUCCCAGGCGGAGAGCAACGGAACAACAGCUUUUCAUCGAUAUGUGGCGAGCGGUCAGUUGGAUAUGGUAGACACGCUGCUGGAAGCUGACCGCUCAGGUGUCAAGAGGGCAAUAAACCACUUUCUCAUCACUGGUUCUAGCUGGAGCCCGUCUACUAUUUCGGCUUUGCACACCGCCAUUGAACAAGGCGACUCGAUUCUUGCUCUCAAGCUUCUGAACAUGGGAGCUCAGCCCACCAUCAAGUUUGAAACGUGGCUCAAAUCUGCCAAGUUUUCGCUCGCAAUGGCGGACUCUCUUGGCGAUCUGGAGGGAAGCAAGAAUUCCUUCCGAUCGCGGGUCCAACAACCACUGCUCAGCGCAAUCUACAACGGCCAGCCAGCUAUUGCGAUGCAACUUUUAGAGUCAGGGGCGAAUCCGAACACUCUGACCACCGAAACCGAGGAUCUUCUUAUUCACGAGCAUAGACGACCCUAUUCCACGGGUAGUAGUGUACUGGACGUCGUAAACAAUUUUCUUGAUCAGAUAGAUGAGAAAAUACAGACGGAAAGCCGAUCCAAAAAGCCUACCGAGCCACCAAAGGGCCCUAAGAAUACGGACGCGUGUCUCAGCAAGUACACUCCUGGAACUUACCAGCAUUGGGUUGUGUCUGAGCAAAUCAAGAUAUCCAAAAAGCGAUUUCUCAAGAAGAUGGAAGAAUACGAGAAAAACAUGGCCCAGGCCGCAUCUAGAAAAGAUGAUAGUAAGGAAGAUGCCUUGAAAGAUAUCAAACCGGCAUACCAGAACCUCGGAGAAUUACUGAAAUCCAAGGGAGCUAAGCCCUUUGCCGAGCUUCACCCCGAUGUGAAAGGCCCAGACAACGACCAACGGUACAGACCAGUCCGGUAUAGGACAUCAGAAGAAGAGGAGGAGAAGGAUUUCGAUUGGGAAUUUUGCUUUUAUGGCGACCAGGACAUUACGGACGCGAGGAAGACAGGCUACCUCAAUUUGACAUGGCUUCAUUCUUGCAUCCCCACCUUCAUUAUCUAUCCUUUUUUUCACUUUGCCUCAUGUUUUCAUCUCAUCCAUAUGCUAACACGAUAUUUUAGGAUGGAGGCCGCGUGGGCCGGUGAUGUCGAACGUCUGAGAGCCCUGACCCUCCACCCCUUGGGCCCUAACAAAGACCAAGCCCCUCUCAAGAUAUCGGUAUUGGAUAGCCAGUCGAACAAUGCGUUUUCUCUUGCGUUCCUCCGAGGUCACUUUGAAGCAGCCAAGGUUGUUCUAGAGAUAGUGAAAUCGCAGUGGGCUCCACAGGAACAACCAAAGAUGCAAUACAAGAUGAGGGAAGAUGCCGAGGACGACGAAGAGGAUGAUGAAAUGAGCGAGGACGAAAACGAGCUUCAAAUCGUCGGCGAAAAGGCCAAUGGGAAGACGACAAUUGAUGAUAUUGGAGUUGUUUCAAUGGUUGUCACCUCCACGACUAAACCACACAUGAUGAUCAAUUAUCAAGUGUCUCGUUUCAUCAUAAAGGAGGAUGGCCAGGCUGAGGGAUUCGAUCAGGGUACUCUUUUCCGGCAUUGCUUCAAGCACGAUGAUCGCCAAGGAAUGCAGUUUCUGAUUGAGCAAGCUCAGUAUUGGAUUUCUCAGAAGUAUGAUUCUGCAAAAGUCAGUGCUGGCGAUAAGGAGGAUGAAGAGAUGAAAGAAUCAGAACAUGAAGAUGACGAGAUGCAAGAAGCUCUCGAUGAAGAUAGCGAUGCUAAGAAGAACAAAGAAGAAGAAGAGGGAGAACAGCCUAGCGUUUUCCGGUUUCCCGAAGCUGAUCUCCAGUACGGAAUCAGGAAAGGAAAGACCGAGUUACUCGGGCUCCUCAUUGCACAGACGGGAGCUGGCGUGCCGUUGGAGACUCUCGUGAAGGAACUCGAUUUGGCGGAGAAGAAGAAGCCCAAAUACUAUCAAGGACUGACAGUCUACGGGAAGAAAAGAUCGGAUUGGGCCAACGCUGGCCGAGAAACGGUGGUUGAAACGAGAAGCGGAUUGAGUUACAGCCCAUUGCGGUGUGCUGCCCGUUCCGGUUCGAUUGAAAGUGUCAGGUACUUCCUCAGUGACAAGCCGUACCAACUGUAUUCGGCUUUUGGAUCAUCAAGUCUUGCGAUCAGAGAUCCGUAUAUUCAGCUUUUAAACAAGGUUCCUGACGGCUACAACCGUGCUAUGUUGAAGUGGCUUAAAAGUGACCGUGACUCCGUCAUGCACGAUGCUAUAGAGUGCUCGGAUUUAGAGAAGUCGGAGAAACUAGUCAAUUUUCUGAUUGAUGUUUGUCCUGAUGUUCUGGAGAAGAGAUCCUCCAACGGUUACACCCCAUUGAUGUCUGCCUGUUGGAAUCGAAACGUCGAAAUCAUGAAGAUCCUUAUCGCGGCAAACGUGGACCAAUCCGUCCGCCUCGACACUGGACACAAUAUCUUGCACGUUGCUCUAAGCCAGAAGCAGGAUGUCGACACCCUCCGCCAAGUUUUGGACCUCAUCGAUCCAGCCUUGCGGGCACAUCUCUUCCAACAACGGAAGAGAUUGACACAAGGUGGCACUGCGCCCAUUCAUUCCUGGAUCUCCAUGGUCUGUGGCCAAGGCGGGAAUACCACAUAUGAUUAUUCCAGCCGCCGAUGGCACGACUACCACGGAGAGUGGAAGGACGUAGCCCAGAUUCUUAACCUCCUACUCGAAUAUUCCAAUGGCGAAGGACUGGAGCUUCUCAAUGGCGCCGGGGACACUCCUCUCCAUACAGCUAUAAUGUAUCGUCAUAUUGUUCUCGCCAGGGUGCUCAUUAAGUUUAAACCUGAACUUCUCUACCGUGAGAACGCCGUCGGUCGCACACCCGCUGAGAUGGCAUACGACAAUCUAACUGCAUCUCAGCUGGUCAAGCCGAAUACCUUGGGUCUGGUCUAUACGGGCAACUCGAUUAACCACAUCAUACAGCGCAUGGAAAUCCCUAAGAAUGACCAUACCGAAGAUCUGUCCAGCACCAAUGUAGCAGCCAGGCUUAGUGAGGCUGGCCUCGGUGGUGAAUACAAGCCAGAGAUGGUGGAGAAGAUUUUGACGGCCGCGGGUCUGAAUGAAAAUGAUAAGGGCCUCGACAUUGGCAGUGAUCUUACCGAGAGAAUAAUCUGGGACCUCUGCAGCACAGCCGUCAGGAACAACCCUCAUCAUCGUCGGCUUGUGUCGCUUAAUGAGGCAAACGAUGUUGCCCGCAGGCUGAGUGAGGAGCAUAGUAUCCAGAGAUAUUGCAGUGAUCGGCCCAGCAAGGUCGAAGACGGCAGCGAGGAUGGCCAUCCUGGGGAAUGA
Clonostachys solani is the source of this 5559-nucleotide messenger RNA. The record is from the annotation of a GenBank genome assembly. NCBI's taxonomy places the organism in Eukaryota, Fungi, Ascomycota, Sordariomycetes, Hypocreales, Bionectriaceae.